This is a messenger RNA of Archocentrus centrarchus (flier cichlid), 2016 nucleotides long. Its product is annotated as cytochrome P450 2J6-like. Gene Ontology annotation, biological process: xenobiotic metabolic process. The record is from RefSeq and is a predicted model, not a curated record. Gene Ontology annotation, molecular function: heme binding; oxidoreductase activity, acting on paired donors, with incorporation or reduction of molecular oxygen, reduced flavin or flavoprotein as one donor, and incorporation of one atom of oxygen; iron ion binding. NCBI's taxonomy places the organism in Eukaryota, Metazoa, Chordata, Actinopteri, Cichliformes, Cichlidae. Bases 95 to 1588 code for a protein of 497 amino acids. Gene Ontology annotation, cellular component: intracellular membrane-bounded organelle; cytoplasm. The transcript is spliced from 9 exons.
AUAUAAUACUCUUUCCCGUGAACUGAUUGUACUUUGUUUCCUGGAGGUAGCACAGUGAAAGCACUGAAUUAAUUCUGCACAAAUUAGUGAAGAUAUGGAGACAAUAUACAGCUUGCUCGGCUUGGAGUGGCUAGAUGGCAGGAGCAUUUUAAUAUUUUUGUGUGUGUUUCUCCUGCUGACUGAUUUUCUGAAGAACAGAGCGCCGAAAAACUUUCCUCCCGGACCGUGGGCUCUUCCUUUCAUUGGUGAUCUUUAUCGCAUCCAACCCAGCAGACUUCACCUGCAGUUCACAGAGUUAGCAGAGAAGUAUGGAAACAUUUUCAGCCUCCGACUCUUUGGUGGAAGAAUUGUGAUCAUUAAUGGCUACAAGUCCGUGAAAGAGGCGUUGGUCCAAAAAGGAGAAGACUUCGUGGAUCGUCCCGUCAUACCAAUAUUUGAACUAGUGGGGAACAGAGGUCUUGUGAUGUCAAACGGUUAUCCAUGGAAGCAGCAGAGGAGAUUUGCUCUUCAUACACUCAGAAACUUUGGUCUGGGCAAGAGGACCCUGGAGUUAUCCAUCCAGCAGGAGUGCCAGUAUCUCACAGAGGCUUUUGCAGAUAAGCAAGGAAAGCCCUUUAAUACCCAGUCACUGAUAAACAACGCUGUGUCAAACAUCAUCUGCUGUUUGGUGUUUGGGAGUCGGUUUGAGUACACUGACAAGCAGUUUCAGUCUAUCCUCCAGAAAUUCAGCAACAUUGUGCAUUUACAGGGAGGUUUGUCAGCACAGAUGUACAACACAAUGCCCUGGCUGAUGAAGUGGAUCCCUGGACCACAUAAGACACUAUUAGCUCUAGUACAGGAGUUAAUUGAGUUUGUAGAAGUCAAGAUCAAAGAACACAGAGAAAACAUUGACCCUUCAUCACCAAGAGACUACAUUGAUGCCUUCCUUAUAGAAAUGGGAGAGAAGGAGGACAAAGAAUCGGGUUUUGAUCUACAAAAUUUGUGUUAUUGUGCUCUGGACCUGUUCGGUGCUGGAACUGAAACUACUACCACUACUUUACACUGGGGGCUGCUUUACAUGAUCUACUACCCUGACAUACAAGAGAGAGUCCAGGCUGAGAUAGAUGCUGUGAUUGGUUCAUCCAGACAGCCCUCCAUGAGUGACAGAGAAAACAUGCCCUAUACUGAUGCUGUUAUUCAUGAGAUCCAGAGAAUGGCCGACAUCAUCCCCAUCAAUCUGGCUCACAUGACAAGCAAGGACACCACACUGGAUAAGUACACAAUCCCAAAGGGUACCAUGAUCAUAACUUUACUGCACUCGGUCUUGUCUGAUGAAUCGAUGUGGGAAACUCCACAUUCCUUCAACCCUCAACAAUUUCUGGACCAGGAUGGUAAAUUUAUGAAGAGAGAGGCCUUUAUGCCUUUUGCUGCAGGCAAGCGUGUGUGUCUCGGGGAACAGCUGGCCAGGAUGGAGUUAUUCCUGUUCUUCACCUCCCUCCUUCAGAGGUUUUCAUUCUCUGCACCUGCAGGAGAGCAGCCCAGUCUGGAGUUCAAGUUGGGAGUAUCUCGAUCCCCCAAACCUUAUCGUCUCUGCGCUGUACCGCGAUAAAGCAGAAAGUAGCAUGAUAAAUCAGUGUGUUUCACUGCAUGUAUUUUGCAAUGCAAAUUAGCUACAUUAUUUUUAUCCUAUAGCAUGAGCAAAACAUAAUUUGGAAGUAUUAUAUUUAUGACAUUCAAAUAUGAAAAAAUAAAUAAAGCAAAGUACUUAAAGGAAAUCUGUGCUUUUCCUCUGCACAACUUGAGGUGUGUAAAUAAAUUUCAUGCUUCUCAUUCGCACCGCUAUUUUCUAAAUUUCACGCUGUGGUUUUAGUCUGAGGUUUUGGAAAGUGAGAAAAACACUCAAAAUAGAGAGUUCAGCUGAGUUUCUCUCUGUUGUUGCUUUCUGUUUAUUAAAAUUAUUGUAGUUUGAAAGAAAAAAACUGGAUAAUUCAGCAAAGUUCUGUGGAGCACAAAGUUUGUGUGAAGGAAAAUGUCAAU